Messenger RNA from Caretta caretta (loggerhead turtle), 7812 nucleotides. The record is from RefSeq and is a predicted model, not a curated record. Lineage: Eukaryota; Metazoa; Chordata; Testudines; Cheloniidae.
UGCCGCCAGUUCCCCAUGAGUUCAGCAUUGGGAACUGGAGUGCCACAGCACACCGAAGCUACCAAGUAUGAUGCUGUUCCAAUCCAGUCGAGUGUGGUUAUAUGUUCCUGCCCAUCCCCAUCAAUGGUGAGGAACCAGACAGAUUCCAGCACUCCAUCUGUCAUUACCACCUGUGGCAGCAGACAAGGGUCUAACAUGGAGGGAACUGCAGCUGAAUCAAGGUCUAGUUCAAACUCCCUACAGCAACAUUCAGGACAACAGCCUCCACAGCCUCGAAAAAAACGACGUGAGGAUUUCAAAUUUGGGAAAAUUCUGGGUGAAGGAUCUUUCUCAACAGUUGUCUUGGCUCGAGAAUUGGCAACUUCCAGAGAAUAUGCCAUUAAAAUUCUAGAAAAACGUCAUAUCAUAAAAGAAAAUAAGGUCCCCUAUGUGACCAGAGAGAGAGAUGUAAUGUCCCGUCUGGAUCACCCUUUCUUUGUGAAACUCUACUUCACGUUUCAGGAUGAUGAAAAGCUGUAUUUUGGACUUAGCUAUGCCAAAAAUGGAGAGCUUUUAAAAUAUAUUCGCAAAAUUGGCUCAUUUGAUGAGACCUGUACCAGGUUUUAUGCUGCUGAAAUUGUAUCAGCAUUAGAGUACUUGCAUGGAAAGGGAAUAAUUCACAGGGACCUUAAGCCAGAGAACAUUUUGCUAAAUGAAGAGAUGCACAUUCAAAUAACAGACUUUGGAACAGCAAAAGUAUUAUCUGCAGAUAGUAGACAAGCACGAGCAAACUCAUUUGUAGGGACAGCGCAAUACGUUUCUCCGGAAUUAUUGACAGAAAAAUCUGCCUGCAAAAGUUCUGACCUCUGGGCUCUUGGAUGUAUAAUAUACCAGCUUGUAGCCGGAUUGCCACCAUUUAGAGCUGGCAAUGAAUAUCUUAUAUUUCAGAAGAUAAUUAAGUUGGAAUAUGACUUCCCAGAAAAAUUCUUCCCCAAGGCAAAAGACCUUGUGGAAAAGCUUUUGGUUCUGGAUGCUACAAAGAGAUUAGGCUGUGAAGAAAUGGGAGGGUAUGGACCUCUUAAGGCUCAUCCAUUCUUUGAAUCCAUUACAUGGGAGAAUCUGCAUCAUCAGAUACCCCCAAAGCUCACAGCAUAUUUACCCGCUAUGUCCGAAGACGAUGAGGAUUGUUAUGGAAAUUACGACAAUCUCCUGAGUCAGUUUGGUUGCAUGCAAGUUUCUGGUUCGGCAUCCUCCCAUUCACUGUCUGCCCCAGAGACAAGUCACCCACAAAUAUCAGGGAACAUAGAACAGUACAUUCACGAUCUUGACAAUAAUUCCUUUGAGUUGGACUUGCAGUUUUCUGAAGAUGAGAAGAGGCUACUACUGGCAAAACAGGCUGGUGGAAAUCCAUGGCACCAGUUUGUAGAAAACAACUUAAUACUAAAAAUGGGUCCAGUAGAUAAAAGAAAGGGAUUGUUUGCUCGUCGGCGCCAAUUAUUGCUCACUGAAGGGCCCCAUCUCUAUUAUGUGGAUCCUGUCAACAAAGUUCUGAAAGGAGAAAUUCCAUGGUCACUAGAGCUACGACCAGAAGCCAAGAAUUUUAAGACCUUUUUUGUUCAUACAGAUGAAACAGGUGCCUAUUUAAUAGACAGAGACCCGACCUACUUUGGGCCAGUGCUGAACUAUCUCAGACAUGGAAAACUCGUUAUUAACAAGGACCUAGCAGAGGAAGGUGUACUAGAAGAAGCUGAAUUCUACAACAUCACAUCACUUAUAAAAUUGGUAAAGGACAAAAUAAGAGAGAGAGACAGCAAAAUCUCACAGGUGCCAGUCAAACACGUGUACAGGGUGCUGCAGUGUCAGGAGGAGGAGCUCACUCAAAUGGUCUCCACUAUGUCCGAUGGCUGGAAAUUUGAACAGUUGGUCAGUAUUGGUUCUUCCUAUAACUAUGGAAAUGAAGAUCAGGCUGAAUUUCUGUGUGUUGUCUCGAAGGAGCUACAUAAUACCCCCUACGGCACAACCAGCGAGCCCAGUGAAAAAGCAAAGAGCGAGGAUGAAGAGACGGAUUACGAUAUGAAUGACUCAGAUUAAGUGUAAAUGUCAUGAUUUUGCAAGAGCGAGGUUCCAGGAUGUGAAGAACAUAUUGAGCACUGAAGAAUAUUUCUUUUAUUCCAAGAUGCAGUGAAUUGUCACAUUGAAGAGGCUUAGCUGUGAGAGGAAGAAAUCUGCUUUAGAAAAUUUUCUAUUGAUCUGGGUUGAACCAUUUUUGCCUAUAAGCUGGUAUAGACUGAAUUUGCUGGCUGAAAACAUCACAAGAUUAUUGAAUGGGAAUAGAUGAUGUGAGAGAGUGUGUUAAUCUUGGUUCUAGUGCACGAUUGUAGUCUCUCAUGGGCUGAAUUAUAUUGGUCACAUAGAAAGAAACAAUCAUACACUCAUAUUUUCCUCUGAGACAUGUAGCACUUACACCUGGUGCUGGAUGAUCCAAUGUUGAUCAGUUUGAAAUGAUUUUGGUAUUAAUAAUUGCAAACAGUUAAAGGACACUGUAUUUGGUGCUACAUAUAUAUUACAGCCCAUAAAUGCAAAUAUUUGGGCCUACGUAGUUGGUUUUUGAAUCAAUGACAGCCCCAGUUUACUGUCUUAUACUGCACAUUCCUUAUGGCUCAGUGACACAUUUUCUAUUAGGUAAGAAUGGUGUAGGAGAUGAAGUGAAACUACCUUGUAAAAAGUUACACCCCAGACAAAAGAUUCCCAUAAAGAAUGGGUGUAAAAUACUGACUGGGUUGAUGGCUUAUUUUAAUAGUCAAAGGGAAUACUAAACUUGGAGAAAAUGUCUUUUUGUCUGAGUCAUCUCUGAUGUUUCUCCUGUCAAAAUAACUUCCUCCUGCAGAAGAUAAGCUCCAGUCUUAGCCAAAUGUUUGAAAGGAAAAUCAAAAUUUCUUAAAUUGUCACAACUGAACAUCUUGUCUCUUUUGAAAUGUUUGUUGCUAACCAAAUGUUUAGUUGUACAUUUUAGAAAUGCCUACAAGUGUCAAGCUCCUCUUGGAUUUUGUUGGGUAUUUUUAAGAGCUGGAGUUUGUGAAGCUACAUGGCUGGAUAGUGUUAGAUUCUGAUCUCAGUGAAUGGGUUUAAAGUUACCCUAAGAGCGAACACAAGCUCACCCAAUUAAAAAUCUGAAUUAAUUGCUUUGAAUUUUCAGGAUGUUUACAGUCCAUCUCUCUACAUUGUUUCAACUAUGCAGUUCUUUAUGAUGAUUAUAAGAAUGCUGCCUGAAAACAUUUUCACACAGCUGUAUUAGGACAGGCCUGUGGUAAAUGUUAACACAAGACUGGAGCUUUUUAGUGCAUUGUGUUUUAAACAAAACCAGUAGCAUGACUUUUUUUGAAACAGAUGUAACUAAAUUGAUUGCGUAAAACUCUCAAUUCUUGCAGCUUCAUUGGCUUGCGUAGCUCUAGGUGGAGCAGUGGAUGGGAGUUUAAACAGGAUUAUCCAAGAUGGUCUGGAAUUCUAAAAGCCUUUUAAACUGUUUCAUUAAAUAACUUGAGAAUUUUUGCAUAUACCAUAUCCUCUACCAGUAAAAUGUGUAAUCCUCCACAUGAAAACCAGUUUCUCAAGCAUCUUGGGUCUAUCUAUAUUUUUUAAGACUUAUUGUACAAUGAUAAGUUUGGCAUAAACAGUUUGUAAAACCAUUUCUACAAAGCAGGUUAUGCAGUGGGCUAAACGUUUUGUCCGUGCAUCUACUGCUUGACAGGGUUUGUAAAGCAUUUUGCCAUUUGGAUGCGGUCUGCUGGCCCCUCCACAAUACCACGUUAAUAUGUUUGUCUUUUUUUAAGAUGUUAGGACCUAACUGAAUUUACUAAAAUGUAAUUAUUCUGUAGGGAAAAAUGUUUAUACUUUUAUACUUUUUUUUUUUAGGCAUCCAUAUUUUAUCAGCCUGAAGUUAAUGCCUAAAUUUCCUCUAAAUAGUAACAGAUAAUCUUGUGUAUCUAAAGAUAAGCAUAGCGGUUGUUUGUCUUAAAAUGCAUACCAUAGCAUUUCCUCUGCUGAAAAAGUCACUGUGUUUAAGCAGCUUGACAUGACCCAUGUUCUUCAGGUUCCGGGGCUCAUGGAAUUGUGGCCUUUAAGGCUUCCUAUUUUCCUGCUGUGCUCUACAGAGUAAAUUCAGCAUUGGAUUAAAUGGCUUUUAAUGCCUUAUAAUUAUUAAAAAUGUAUAUUGAUAUCAUUCCAAAAUCUGCAUUUUUGUGUGUUGUCUUCUGUUGUUAAAAGAAGGCAGAAGACUGGAUUUUCAUAAACUACCUGAGAUCCUUAAGGAUUGCAGAAGCAAAACAUGAGUAAGAAACUGAGCAAAUUGAAACAACUUGGAGGAUAUAUAUGAAAAGGGCCACUUUUAGAGAGUGGCAUUUUCACUGGAAUACUUUAUGGUUUAAUAAAUUUGCUUUUUAUUUUUUUUGAUGGGAUUAUCUGCACCCUGGUUUACAUUGUCCCUUGUAGUAGCAAAAAUGAUUUUGGGGAAAUGUUUGAAUCAUUAACAUUUUGCACUUUCUCUGUCUCAUACCUCACAGAGCUAUUGUCUCUCACUUCAGCAAAAAAAAUUAUAAAUUAUUAGGCUAAUAUCUGGUAAAUGAUUUUGCAAGCUGCUGUAACAGACUUUGUCAACUAAUCUUCUGUUCUUGCUGUUACCCUUAUUAAUUUCAUAUUUCUUUAACAUCUGAGACAUUCACUUAGGUGCAUGUACAGUAGAACCUCAGAGUUAAGAAAACCUUGGGAAUGGAGGUUGUUCAUAACUCUGAAAUGUUCGUAACUCUGAACAAAACAUAAUGGUUGUUCUUUCAAAAGUUUACAACUGAACAUUGACUUAAUACGGCUUUGAAACUUUACUAUGCAGAAGAAAAAUGCUAUUUUCAACCAUCUUAAUUUAAAUUAAACAAGCACAGAGACAGUUUCUUUACGUUGUCAAAUCUUUUUUUUAAACCUUCCCUUUAUUUUUUUUAAUAGUUUACAUUUAACACAGUACUGUACUGUCUUGUUUUUGCUUUGUUUUUUGUCUCUGCUGUUGCCUUUGCCUGAUUGCAUGCUUCCGGUUCCAAAUGAGGAGCGUGGUUGACUGAUCAGUUUGUAACUCUGGUAUUCAUAGCUCUGAGGUUCUACUGUACUAUCGAAUUCUUUUCCUAAAGCCCCAGGAGUUUCCCUCUACUAAAAUUUGGUUUCUUUUUGUAUUGAAAUCUGGUAACUUAGAAUAAGGUUAGCUACACUAGCAAGAGGUAGACAGGAUGGUCAGGUCAGACUCUUUGAAUUAGUAAGCUACUUUAUCAAUUGAUGAAAACAGUAUUACAGCCUAAGAUUUUAAAUCAUAAGCAUGGGUAGGUUAUAGCAGAAGAGAAUGAGGGUACGCUAGAUCAAGGCAGACAAACAAUUAAAGUGGCUUUUCAUACAAGAGAUAAUUUGUCUGUCUUGAGUCUGUUAAUUACAGUCUUGUGAAACAGUCUGGUGUUUGGGGGCAUAGCUUCCUGAGGAGUGGGGGAGAAUGUUAGUACGGUUGUGUAUUCACUAGCGACGUUAAAGCGCUUCCACGGUAGUGCAACAGCACCAGUUGCACUGUGUAGUUGCAGCACCAGUGAGGGGAGUAGCCCCCAGCGCUGGUGCGCGGUCUACACUGCCACUUUACAGCACUCGGGAGGUGUUUUUUCAAACCCCUGAGCGAGAAAGUUGGAACGCUGUAAAAUGGCAGUGUAGACAAGGCCUAUGAGAUGGGCCUUUUCCUGCAAGUAGAAACCCAUCAAAAGAGCCAGCAGUUUGGGUGGCAUUCAUGGAGGGUGGGGUGGAGAGAAUCUCUUUGAAUUUCAUUUGCACCUAUUUGAUUUACUCCCUCCAUAUCACAAACCUUCCCCUUCCCAGGAGAUGUGAAUGCAGCUCUUUCAAAUUACUGCUGUUCUUCAGUCCGCCCUUGCAUCUGGGGUCUUAGGAAAGAGGGUUUCUUUUCUUGAGCAGCAUCCCUGUUGGCUCAGCAACCUGGGACUAGAACUGCUGAUGAGCAGCAGCUGAAAGUGUCCAAUUGCUUAGCAGAAAGCGAUUUUGAAAUAUGUAAGUCCCUAAGUUGCUCCGUUUGUUUUUGUGUAUUUUAAUUUGCAUCUGUUUCCUGUUUUAGGGACCAUCUCAGGAUCCCAGUUAGAUCUAUGUGUGUAAAAUAGGGGACUCAGGAACAGAGUGAAUCCCAUCAGUAUUCACUUAAAUGUGCAGGAGACUCUUCAAACUCCCUUCGAAGGUAACUGGUAGUAUCUUGUGGCUCACCGCAAAAGGCAACUGUCUUUAAAGGCUUAUUGCCAAAUAGACACUUUAAAGGGCUAAAUCUUCCACGCUUUAUUGUUCAGUUUGCCUAAGGUAACUAUCCCAGACAGAAAAUAUGUCUGAAUUCAAAGCAUUGAGAAUUCCAAGGGCUAAUACCUCCCAGGGCUAAUUUGAAGUUCCAGAUAAACAUGCAUAAAUAUUUUUAAAGACCAGCUAUUGCAUUUUUCUUACAUCUUACAAACUCUGAACAUCCAUAUUAGAAACAUUAUGAGCCAAUCACAAAUAGCAGAUCUUUGAUUUUUGUUACACUCCAGCCUCCAUCUGGGUAGGACUGCAAGUGCAGAAGACAGCACAAUCAUCUGUCACUCUCUUGUGUAAAUAUUGAAACCUAACAGCUUCUGUUAAUAGAACUGGGAAUAAGGAGACUUUGGGAACGUUCUCCUUCCUCAGGAAAUAGUCAUAGGUUAUUCCAUUGCAAAUUAGCUUCCCUUUACUUUAGCUAAGUCUAACAAGGAAUACACUCUUGUAAAACUCAGCUAGUAACACUGUUGCAAAUGCAGCUGUCAAUGAAUAUUCAAAGGGCUCUUAUUAGGAUAUUAGUGAUAGUUACAUUGACUGCCAUGGAGAGAGAGAAAUCUACAUUAUAGUGUAGAAAGCUACCUUAUUACUUCUGGGUGAUGUCACGCUUUUACUGUAACACUUCUGUAGACAGUGCUCUCCCUCAGAAGUUAAAGGACUAAAGGCUAUUGAUCUUAAAUUUUGACCCACCUUAACAAUGGUCUCAUCUCCAAGGCUUGGUCUUCUGGAAUCUAGUGGCUGAUGUAUUUGUGUGCCUGGCUCAUGCUCCAUUUGCAGAUUUUUUUUUUUUUUCCAAAAUCUUAUGCUCAGUUAACCUAAAGUAAACUUGGCCCACGUGUGUUUGCCAGGAAAGAGCAAGUGCCUAUGCACUAUAGGCCAAAUAGUGCCAACCUGACUACUAGGAACUGAAUCAAGACCACAGAACCAUUUUCUUUAUCACUGAACAGAUAUCAGAGGGCAACUACUUUCAGCCACUGCUGACUUGAGCCCGAUUUGAACCUGGGUUUGAAAAUCUUCAUUUCCAAUGGGCUGUCCAGGUCUCCUUUACCCAAUUCACCAGUUUUAUUGGUGGUCUGACAGUAAGUUGUGCAUCAGCUGUUUGUGUUAGGGCCCAGGAGGACAUACUUGCAAUGUUUUAUUUCCUGGAUAGUGGAUUAGCAAUAACAGUUUCCUUUUGUGCCAGUUCAUUAUCUCUGAAGUGUUCUUAUUGCAGCAAAGUUUGAAUUCUGACAUGGCUUUAAUGCUUUUGCAUGAGCCAAGAUGAUUAGCAUAGAAAUUGACAUGGAGCUGAAUCCAGAAAGUUCCCUGGAUAAACCUCUAGUAGGGCUUCCCAACUUGUUUUAAGGUAGAUGCAGUUACCCAUAAUUUUUAGAUCAAAUAUACAACUAAAACAUGAAUGGGUAUUUUUAACCUCCUUUUCGUAACACUAGUUUAUUGUAAAAUGCAUGAAAUAAACCUGUUUUUCCCUUUUAA